UCGCGACACCGUUGGAUCGACGAGAUAGAGCAACUAGCUCGCACGCAUUGGGUUUCAACCGAAUUGACAGCGUGAAGGACGGCAUGGAUCUGUUAAGUCUAACCAUCCUGGAGCUGCGUGACACCAAACCGUCGCAGGAGGACUUCCUCGAGCUGGAGGAGCAGAGCAACGAGAGCGAAGAGGGUUCGUCGAAGCUGAGGAGGCCGAAGCACGACAAGGAAGAGACGAAAUCGUGCAGCAAAGAGUCCGAGCAGUUGAGGAUGAUCAAUCUAGACGAGGUAGCUUGGCACGACACCGUUGACAACUGUUGGGUCGUGAUCCACGACUACGUCUACGACUGCACGGAUUUCUUGAAGACUCAUCCAGGUGGGUCCGACGUGAUACUCGAGUACGCUGGCAGGGACGCGACAUUGGCCUUCAUCGGAACCGGACACUCCCCCAUGGCGAAGCAGAGCUUGCAGGUGUACCUCAUAGGCGAGCUUCCGCCGGAAGAGAGGAUCUUCCGCGUGCCCAAUGGACUGAAAGUGACAGGAUUUUGACACCUUACUGACAGCUCUUACCACAUUGCGUACCGCUCACGAGUUUUCCUGUGUUUUGCGCGCCAUCUGUUGUAAAUGUAGAUGUCAUAAAUGUCGGAUCUCAUUAUAGAUGUAGAUGUUGUAGAUGGAUGUAGAUGAUAGUUACUAGAUGUCAACAUACUGUCUUG
Messenger RNA from Eufriesea mexicana, 706 nucleotides. Its product is annotated as cytochrome b5. NCBI's taxonomy places the organism in Eukaryota, Metazoa, Arthropoda, Insecta, Hymenoptera, Apidae. Bases 84 to 539 code for a protein of 151 amino acids. Gene Ontology annotation, cellular component: membrane; intracellular membrane-bounded organelle. The record is from RefSeq and is a predicted model, not a curated record. Gene Ontology annotation, molecular function: heme binding. The transcript is spliced from 2 exons.